Molecule: messenger RNA, 291 nt
Organism: Triticum turgidum subsp. durum (durum wheat)
Lineage: Eukaryota; Viridiplantae; Streptophyta; Magnoliopsida; Poales; Poaceae
Source: the annotation of a GenBank genome assembly
AUGAAGCCCUGCGCGGUGCUGUUCCUCGUAGCCAUGCUCGCCGCGUCCGGUGCGGUGGUGCGCGGGGCGCCCAUGGCAGCGCGCUCGGAGUGCGACCCAUGGGCGCUGCGGCCGUGCGCCCCGGUGAUCCUCUGGAGCGCGCCCCCGUCCAGCGCGUGCUGCGCCAGGCUCCGGGAGCAGAGGCGGUGCCUGUGCACGUACGCCAGGGACCCCUACCUGGGCAAAUACAUCAACUCCCAGACCAGCAAGGAGGUCGCGGCUGCGUGUCGCGUGCGGGUUCCUAUGUGCUAG